This is a messenger RNA of Scophthalmus maximus (turbot), 3133 nucleotides long. RefSeq names its product RNA binding motif protein 25a (gene rbm25a). Gene Ontology annotation, biological process: regulation of alternative mRNA splicing, via spliceosome; mRNA processing. Gene Ontology annotation, molecular function: mRNA binding. NCBI's taxonomy places the organism in Eukaryota, Metazoa, Chordata, Actinopteri, Pleuronectiformes, Scophthalmidae. Gene Ontology annotation, cellular component: spliceosomal complex. The record is from RefSeq and is a predicted model, not a curated record. The transcript is spliced from 18 exons. Bases 243 to 2723 code for a protein of 826 amino acids.
GUGUAUUUUUUUUCCCAUGAUUCAUUUCGAGAGGAGAUCGCUCCCAGUCGUCUGUCUCCUGACGGGGGCUCUCUCGUAUCGCACCGGUGCUAAUUAGAACGCGCUAAUCUCCGGCGUGUGUCGUUGUUUCCUCCGCCUCGUCGGAUUUAAUGGGCUUUUAUUUGGACGAACCAUAGUCUCGUCGAACUCCGGCUCUUUUUUUAAUUCCAACGCUCGACGGCAGGGUCACCGCAAAGCCGAGGAUGUCGUACCCGCCUCCGCUCAACCGCCAGCAGAUCGGCAUCCCCCAGCUGCCGCCGAGGAUCCCACCUCCACAGUACGGGGGCUUCGCCUCCGCUGUCCCGCCAGGUACUCCCAUGAUCCCAGUACACAUGGGUGUCGUGACCCCCACACCCACAGUUCUCGUCCCCACCGCAGUCACCAUACAGAAGCCGAUGGCUCUAAAGAAGGACCAGAGCAUCAGAGCCAAGGACGCAGACGACAGCGGUGGCCCCACCACCACUGUGUUCGUGGGCAACAUCUCCGAAAAGGCCUCUGACAUGUUGGUCCGGCAGCUUCUAGCGAAAUGUGGUAUUGUUCUCAGCUGGAAAAGAGUCCAAGGUGCCUCUGGAAAACUUCAAGCUUUUGGGUUCUGUGAGUAUAAGGAGCCGGAGUCGACGCUGCGAUCCCUCCGACUUCUGCACGAGUUGCUCUUAGGUGACAAGAAGCUGCUGGUCAAGGUAGACGCCAAGACCAAGGCUCAGCUAGAUGAUUGGAAAGCCAAGAAGAGGAGCGCUAAUGGGGGAGCCGGUGGCGCGUCAAAGAACGAGGACGAAGACGAGGAGGAGGUUCUCGAUGAAGAAACCUUGCGUAGGGAUCAGGUCGUAAAGGGGGCAAUAGAUGUCCUCAUCCGAGAGUACGCAAGUGAGCUCAACGCUCCCUCGCAGGAUCCCGACAGUCAACCACGCAACAAGAAGAGGAAAGAGAAGAAAGAGGAGGAGGAUAUCAAUGCUAUGGAGAUGGAAGAUGACAAGAGAGACCUGAUAUCCAGAGAGAUCAGCAAAUUCCGCGACACUCACAAGAAACUGGAAGAGGAGAAAGGGAAGAAAGAGAAGGAGCGGCUGGAGAUCGAGAGGGAAAGGAGGGAGAGGGACAAAGAGCGGGAGCGCGAGAGGGAGCGCCGCGACCGCGAAAAAGAGAAGGAAAGGGAGAGGGAGAGGGACAAGGAGCGCGAGCGGGACAGAGAUCGCGACCGGGAGCGCGAGAGGGAUCGCGAGCGCGAGAGGACGAAGGAGCGGGAGCGCGAGAGGGAGCGGGAGAGGAGUCGAGACGUCAGCGAGGGUCGCAGCAGAUCGAGAGAGAGGGCUAGAGAUGAUAAGAAACGAGACAGGGAAGAAGAUGAGGAAGACGUCUACGAACGGAGGAGACUUGAGAGGAGGCUGCGCGACAAGGAGGCAGCUUACCAAGAACGCCUUAAAAACUGGGAGAUCCGUGAGAGGAAGAAAGCUCGCGACUACAGCAAAGAAACAGAGCGGGACGACGAGAGGCGUCGAGAAAUGAUGAAAGAAGCCAAAAGACUGAAAGAAUUCCUUGAGGAUUAUGACGACGACAGAGACGACCCAAAAUACUACAGAGGCAGCGCUUUGCAGAAGCGACUCCGUGACCGAGAAAAGGAGACGGAGUUGGACGAGCGAGACCGGAAGAGGGAGAAGGAGGAGCUGGAGGAGAUUAGACAGAGACUCCUCGCUGAGGGUCACCCCGACCCCGAUGCCGAGCUGCAGAGGAUGGAGGAGGAGGCAGAGCGCAGACGGCAGCCCCCUCUGAAACUUGAACCUGAGGAGGAGGUGGUGGUGAACCAGGAAAAGGCUCACAGAGACCGGGAUCGGGAAAAAAGGGGAUCCGGGAGGCCCGUGGAGCCGGCGCCCCGAUGCCCUCCGCAGCAUUCGGACGACGAUGUGGAGGAAGGGGAGGCGGACGACUACCAUGACGCAGAGGACUCGCAAGAAGCCAAGCCGCAACUCAAACCCAUCAUGCGACCAAUCACCACCGCUCCCUCGGUGUCCUCCGCCAGUGGGAAUGCGACUCCAAACUCACCCGGCAACGAGUCUCCCUGCGGCAUCAUCAUUCCCGGCGAGAACACCCCCGAGGUGCAACCUCCCGAGGAGCUUCGGCCCAAGAUCGGUCUCAGUCUCAAACUGGGUGCCACCAACAGUCCCAGCCAGCUCAAUGUAGGAAAGAGAAAGAAACUGGCGACUGUGGAAAGUGUUUUCAACAAGUUCGACGAGGAGGAGGCCGACGAGCAGCCUCGCAAACGGAAACUUGUUCCGCUCGACUACGGCGACGACGACAAGAGCCUGGGGCUGGACGGGGCGGAAAUUCCAGGGGCCAAAGGAAACAUCAACACCGAGGAGAAACGCAAGCACAUAAAGAGCCUUAUCGAGAAGAUCCCCACGGCCAGACCGGAGCUUUUCUCCUACCCUCUGGACUGGACCAUGGUUGACUCGACCCUGAUGGAUCGUCGCAUUAAACCGUGGAUCAACAAGAAGAUUAUUGAAUACAUUGGCGAGGAGGAAGCCACUCUCGUCGAUUUUGUCUGUUCAAAGGUGAUGGCACACAGCACCCCUCAGGGUAUUCUUGAUGAUGUCGCUAUGGUUCUCGAUGAAGAAGCGGAAGUUUUCAUAGUAAAAAUGUGGAGGCUGUUGAUAUACGAAACAGAAGCCAAGAAGAUCGGACUGGCAAAAUAAAAGACCACACGUCUCUCGGACUGACUGACUUCCUCAGCUCACGGUGCUGCUACCUGCAGCUCUCGUGUCCAGCGGACUGUAAACAUGUGCCCAUGCACGCCUCCAUUCCCUUCGACAAGGAGCUGCCGCCUUGUAUAUGCGUGUGUCAGUGCGCAUAUGAGUGUGUGUCUGUGUGUUUCGAAGGGGAAAUGUCUUGAGCUGCGAACAGAAAGGAUUUGCACAAAAACACUGCAUGACAAAACAUUUGUUGUAUUUUCUUUUUUCCCCUUUUUCGACGCUGUCAAGGCUAAAGACGGUUUCAUUUCACCCAUCCGUUCUCCAGGAAAUUGGACACGUGCUUUGAUUUACUGUUGACAUGUCAAGGCAUUGCUCCGUUGUGUGAACUAAUAAAUAUGCCCUUUUUUAGAAAA